AAAAACACGUUGAGAGUUUUUCGCAGACGUCAGACUCUGCGUCAGACUUCUUGGCCGCUCCCAAGUCUCCAAAACGGUCCCCAUGCCAAAGGCAUCUCCCGCAUCCCUCAUACAUACAUUACCACAUUCCCAACGGUACCAGACUAGCACCAGCAGCAUCAGGGGACCAGUGACACGAGUCGAAGACACGAUAACAGACACGGAAAAACUCGACAACACCCAGCCAACCUCCCACGCCCCUGUGAUCGCUCAGAGGACCUUGCCGGAAUGUGGCUUACAGACACGCAAAAAAUCGGGGUGGGGCUGACUGCGUUUGGGAUACUGUUCAUGCUGAUGGGGGUGAUACUGUUCUUUGACGGGGGGCUGUUGGCGAUAGGAAAUAUCCUGUUCCUCGGCGGGCUAACACUAGUGAUCGGCCUGCAAAAAACGUUCCUGUUCUUUGCGCGGCCGGAGAAGUUGCGGGGCACGCUGUGCUUUUUUGGCGGGAUAUUGAUGGUGUUUUUGAGGUGGCCGGUGAUUGGGAUGGGGGUGGAGGUUUUUGGGUUUGUUAAUUUAUUUGGGGACUUUUUCCCCGUUGUCAUUGGCUUCCUACGGAAAAUGCCCGUCAUCGGCACACUGCUCAACACACCAGGGAUAUCACACGUCAUCGACAAAAUCAUGGGCUCGAAACUGCCCGUCUAGACCCUACACCCGCUGCGAACGAGACGGGAGAACGGGAGAAGGGGGAUUUUGCCAAAUACUAUACAUAACAUAUCUAUAUCUAAUACGCGUCGCUGGGAGUUCCGGCCAUUUGGGAGGAGGAGGGAGAUUAGAGCGAGAUUUGGUUUCGCAAUAUACCUCAUCAAUGCAUAGAUAUCGUUGGUGGUUGGUCGA
Molecule: messenger RNA, 873 nt
Organism: Fimicolochytrium jonesii
Lineage: Eukaryota; Fungi; Chytridiomycota; Chytridiomycetes; Spizellomycetales; Powellomycetaceae
Product: vesicle transport protein
Exons: 5
Coding region: 268-681 (137 amino acids)
Biological process (GO): retrograde transport, endosome to Golgi; endoplasmic reticulum to Golgi vesicle-mediated transport
Cellular component (GO): endoplasmic reticulum; Golgi membrane; COPII-coated ER to Golgi transport vesicle
Source: RefSeq, a predicted model, not a curated record